AUGUCUAAAGAAGAGAAAGAAUCAAGUGUUGAAGCUGUUGAAUCAUCAACUGAAGACUCCUCCAAAAAGAGAACUUUAGAUGAAGCUGAAGGUGAUCAAUUAGAAAUUGAUUUAAAUUUAGCUGCACCAUUAUCUAAAAAACAAAAACGUUUAUUAAGAAGAGGUAAAUUAGAUUUAGAAAAAUUAGAAAAAAAAAAUCCAAAACCUAAACCAGCAAAUUUUGAAGAAACUAAAGGUGAAGAUGAAUCUAGUGAAAAGAAAGAAAGACCACCAAGAAUUGGUGUAUGGAUUGGUAACUUAUCAUUUGAUACUACAAAAGACGAUUUAAUUAGAUUUAUUACAUUGAAAACUCAAGAUUUACCAGAACAUUCAGAUGAAUUAAGUGAAGAUGAACCAGUUAAAGUUGAAGAAAAAAAUAUUGUUAGAGUUAAUUUACCAACUCAAGGUAGAGAUAGUAAAAAAAUUAAAGGUUUUGCAUAUAUUGAUUUUAGUACUAAAAAUCAUCAACGUUCAGUUAUAAAUUUAUCGGAACAACAAUUAAAUGGUAGAAAUUUAUUAAUUAAAAAUUCAGAUUCAUUUGAAGGUAGACCAAAUAAAGAAGAAGCUCAAUUAUCCAAAAAUCCACCAUCAAGAAUUUUAUUUGUUGGUAAUUUAUCAUUUGAUACAACUGAAGAAAUGUUACAUCGUCAAUUUGUUCAUUGUGGUGAAUUAAUUAAAAUAAGGAUGGCAACAUUUGAAGAUAGUGGUAAAUGUAAAGGUUUCGCAUUUUUAGAUUUUAAAGAUGAAGAAGGUCCAACAAAGGCAUUAAAAGAUAAAAGUUGUAAAAAAUUAUUAAAUAGACCAUUAAGAAUGGAAUUUGGUGAAGAUAGAAGUAAAAAAGCACCAAAAAAUAGUAAACCAAGAAAUAAUAAUGGUGAUAAUGAUAAUGGUAAUAAACCAUCAUUUAAUGAAGAAUCAAAUUCAUCUUCAAGUGCACCAGUUGAACCAGCACCAAUUUACAGAGAAAGAUCACAAAAUUCAAAACCAAGAAGAAGUAGAGAACCAAAAAACAAACCUAGACCAAUUUCUAGUGUUGCUUUAGCAGGUGCUCAAAGAGCAAGUGUAGCAAUUGUGGAAUCAAAAGGUAAAAAGACAACUUUUUAA
Hansenula ciferrii is the source of this 1143-nucleotide messenger RNA. RefSeq names its product Nop13p (gene NOP13). The record is from RefSeq and is a predicted model, not a curated record. Gene Ontology annotation, molecular function: RNA binding. NCBI's taxonomy places the organism in Eukaryota, Fungi, Ascomycota, Saccharomycetes, Phaffomycetales, Wickerhamomycetaceae. The transcript has a single exon. The coding region runs from base 1 to 1143 and encodes 380 amino acids.